This is a messenger RNA of Bradysia coprophila, 1069 nucleotides long. RefSeq lists its product as uncharacterized. The record is from RefSeq and is a predicted model, not a curated record. NCBI's taxonomy places the organism in Eukaryota, Metazoa, Arthropoda, Insecta, Diptera, Sciaridae.
UCGGUUACACGUUUGACUUCUUCAAAAACGCAGAAAGCGAAUAGUAGGAGAAAAUCAUCAUUUGGAAAACAUUUUUUCGGAAAAUAUCAACGUCUACACACGACCGUCAUUUUGAUAAUAUUCAUUUCAUUCAUGAAAGUAAACAAUUUUCGAAUGAAUAUACAGUGACUGCUGAAACUUAUCGAUUAAGAAAAACUUCAGUGGUAGAGUGAGUUCGUUUAGAAUACAAAAUAUUGCCAUACACAAUGACGAAAAUACGUUUCAAAUAAUUCAAUAUGUUCCGGUGUUGUGUAGUGAUACACUUAUGUAUAUGAGUAAAUUCAGAUUUCAUUUGUGUUGCCUUUUUAUCACUCUCAUUCUUCCUUUCAAAAUAACUCAAAAAUGGGUACGAACUUGAUCAAUUCAAUCCAGCAUCGAAAUGGACCUAAUCAACGGCCACCCAACAGUAUAUUUGGAAAUUCUGGAUCGAAUCAGAAACUACUUUCGAAUCAUUUGAUAUGCGGAUUCUUGGGUGCAGUUUCAUGUGGUUUUGCACUUAUCACGUACAUUAAUUACUCUCUGAAGCAUGAGAAUUCAACUGGAAUGAAAAUUUUGGCUAUUCUUAGUGUAUCCGUUUUUGUGAUAAUAUUAUUGAUGGCAUGUAUGCUCUUAAUGUGCCGAAAAAAGGAAAAACGGGUUAUAGUGGUAUAUGUAGAACCGUCCCAUUCUGAUUAUACGACGGAUAAUUUGAUAUUAGCAGAGCCAUCAACCGUAGACACGCUAGAGAACCCGCCUUCCUAUGAUCAUGCAAUCAAAAUGCCAUCGACGAACAGAAAGCCGUCACAAGCCUUACCUCCGUCAUAUGACAACUUAGAAUUGGCGUGAUAGAAAUUUGUUUCAACUCAAUAAAUGACCCAAAACAGUGAUUUUCAGAUCACCAAACGAGAAGUUGGUUUUAGAAAAGUAAACUUUUCGACGAAUUUUUACACAGUGGAACUUUUGUAAAUGUUUUUUUUUUUAAUUAAUUAUUGUAAGCUUUAAUUCGAGGUAGCGUAACCUCUUAAUAAAACCAAUCCAAUUAUUGAAUGUU